AUGGAUCCCUUUUUAGAUAGGUUGCCAGACGAUUUACGCUCUAAGAUAGUAGGUGUAGCAAACGCUCUACCGGAAUCACUUCAAAUAUUUGAGGAGUUAUAUGAAUAUCUGGUCGAUAAUGAGGACGGCAGAAAGAUGAGAAAACUAGGAAAUACUUCUGCUAUUGAUACGAAAGAAGAAUUUUGGGUCCCAGAACAAGCGCAAACAAUAUUCAAGUUGGAAGAUGUAUCGGUGCUCUUUCCAGUUCGGAAGAAGAUGGACGUCGUUUUGCAUUUAUCUUCAGAUGCCAAUAGGCCAGUAUUGUCACUCAUUAGAGAGGGUAGAACGGAAAUGAGUAUCACCAAUCUGGGUAAGAAUAUCACCAUGGCAACUUUCUUGGCUGUCGCCGAGAAGGAGAAUAAAUUAUAUCUUUUCGUAAGGUACACCGAAUCAGUAGGCAAUAAAUAUUCAGAUCCUCUUUUGAUUAUGCUAGGAAAAGACGUAUUGCUUGCUCAAUUCAAAAAGGCUGGAAUAUUGACCAAUGAUGUUGAUGAUUUUACCAUCUGUAUUGAAUAUAUGCGAAAACAAGCAAUCCUAGCAGGCUUUAGGAUUUCUGAUCCCUUCUUCUCAACACCUCAAUCGAUCAAAGAGAAUCCUUCAUUUCAUGUUGAAUGCCACAGAGGUACUAAAGAAGGCACUCUCUAUUUUCUGCCAGAUCACAUAAUAUUUGGAUUUAAGAAACCAAUUCUUCUUUUCGAUUCAUCUGAAAUUGAAUCAAUAACUUAUUCCUCAAUAACAAGGCUGACAUUCAAUGUUACAAUGGUUACAAAAGCUGAGCAAAAGUUCGAGUUUUCAAUGAUUGAUCAAAAUGAAUACACGAAGAUAGAUGAAUAUGUUAAGAGGAAACAAGUCAUGGAUAAAUCAAUGUCAGAGGAACUGAAGGCAAAGUCCAAGAAUAAGUCGCAACAGCAAUCGAACGAAAGUAUAUCAUCAGCCCUUGAAGAAGCCGCGCAACAAAUUGAAAGUGAAUCCAUUGGAAUAGCGGUAGUUUCCGAUGAUAAUGAAGACGAUGAUCAAAAUUUUGAAGCCGAAAGUGACUUAUCAGAUGGUAGUGGAAGUGAGAACGAAUCAGGUGAAAAUCCAGAAGAUGAGGAUGAGGAGGAUGAGGAGGAUGUGGAGGAAGCAGAAGAAGCGGAUGAUGCAGAGGAAGCGGAGGAAGAAGCUGAGGAACAUUCUUUGGCAAAUGUUAAUAAAAAGACCAGAAGUAUAGGAAACUUGGAAAAAGAAAACGAAGGCCGCAGUCCGGAUAAUGAUACCAUACAACUACGCCCAUCUGUUGAGCGAUCCGAUUUCUCCGCAUCCCUUGGCCUAGAGGACAUCCCGAUAGAGCUUGACGGCGACGACGACGACGACGACGACGAAGAGGGGUCUGGGGUUGAGUAUUAA
Molecule: messenger RNA, 1425 nt
Organism: Zygotorulaspora mrakii
Lineage: Eukaryota; Fungi; Ascomycota; Saccharomycetes; Saccharomycetales; Saccharomycetaceae
Gene: RTT106
Product: Rtt106p
Exons: 1
Coding region: 1-1425 (474 amino acids)
Molecular function (GO): histone binding; nucleosome binding
Source: RefSeq, a predicted model, not a curated record